AAUCGCCAACCUCAUUGACCCUCCUCUCAUGUUCCCCUUCAAGCUAUUAUAAAUUCAUUUCACACCCAUAACUCCAUUUUUAAUAACUCAAUAUACUAACCUUGAUGUCUCGUUUUGGAGGAUCAAACAAGCUGCCGGGAAACCCAAUUGUCGCCGGCCACAAUUUCAAUCUCGGCACCAGUAGGUCAACAAUGGAGCUGCAAAGAUACACAAGAAAAGCAAAGCCUAGCAUCUCCCCAACGCUAGCAGAGCUGCUAAUGCGCGUUGAAGAUGUGAAGAGUCCGGCUGAUCACAGAGUUCUUGAUCUAGCCUAUGGUUGCAGCUCCAUACCCGCAUCUUCACCUUUUGUUCUUUCUUUUAACAACUUAACUUACAGUGUUAAGGUUGGAAAGAAGCUCGGUUUUCCCUGGUGGGGGAAACACCGUGUUGAAUCCGGUGAGAUUGACACCAGGGUUUUGUUGAACGACAUAUCAGGCGAAGCACGAGAAGGUGAGAUCAUGGCGGUUCUUGGCGCAAGUGGGUCUGGUAAAUCAACAUUGAUUGAUGCUGUUGCAGACAGGAUAUCAAAAGAGAGUCUCAAGGGUUCAGUGACUUUGAAUGGAGAGGUUUUGGAAUCACGUCUGUUGAAGGUGAUUUCUGCUUAUGUUAUGCAAGAUGAUCUUUUAUUUCCCAUGUUAACAGUUGAAGAAACAUUAAUGUUCUCAGCUGAGUUCAGACUUCCUCGUUCACUUUCCAAGAGGAAGAAGAGAUCAAGAGUUGAAGCUUUGAUUGAUCAGCUAGGUCUGAGAAGUGCAGCCAAGACAAUAAUUGGUGAUGAAGGACAUAGAGGAGUCUCUGGAGGGGAACGAAGAAGAGUUUCUAUUGGAAUUGAUAUUAUUCAUGAUCCAAUUCUCUUGUUUUUAGAUGAACCAACUUCAGGACUUGAUUCAACCAGUGCUUUCAUGGUUGUCAAAGUGUUGCAGAGAAUUGCACAGAGUGGAAGUAUUGUGAUCAUGUCAAUUCAUCAACCCAGUUACAGAAUUUUGGGUUUGCUUGAUCAUUUAAUCUUUCUUUCACAUGGACAAACAGUUUACAGUGGCUCACCUGCUACUCUCUCUCUCUUCUUUGAAAAUUUUGGACAUCCAAUUCCAGAAAACGAGAAUCGUACAGAGUUUGCUCUUGAUUUAAUUCGGGAGCUUGAAGAAAACCCAGAUGGAACAAAGAAUCUAGUUGAAUUCAACAAAUCAUGGCAAGCUGCUAAUAAACCAAUAAACAACUACUCCAAUAAACCCUCUGUUUCACUAAAAGACGCCAUUAGUGCCAGCAUUUCAAGAGGCAAACUAGUUUCAGGAGCAACCAAUGAUUCCAAUUUAACAUCUCCAGAUCAUGUUCCAACAUUUGCAAAUCCAUUUUGGAUUGAAAUCAUGGUAAUCGCAAAAAGAUCACUCACCAAUUCUAGAAGAACGCCAGAACUGUUUGGUAUUCGUUUAGGUGCAGUUCUCGUUACAGGAAUCAUCUUGGCCACCAUCUUCUGGAAACUCGACAAUUCACCAAAAGGCGUCCAAGAAAGAUUAGGGUUCUUCGCUUUCGCCAUGUCAACCACCUUCUACACCUGCGCAGAAGCCAUCCCUGUCUUCCUCCAAGAAAGAUACAUCUUCAUGAGAGAAACCGCCUACAACGCAUAUCGUCGAUCAUCUUACGUUCUCGCUCACUCCAUAAUCUCCAUUCCUUCUCUGGUUAUCCUCUCCAUUGCCUUCGCUGCCACAACAUUCUGGGCAGUACGUCUCGCCGGCGGUAUCUCCGGUUUCCUCUUCUUCUUCUUCACAAUUUUGGCCUCCUUCUGGGCAGGAAGUUCCUUCGUCACUUUCCUCUCCGGUGUAGUCUCUCACGUGAUGUUAGGGUUUACCAUCGUAGUAGCCAUCUUAGCCUACUUCCUUCUCUUCAGCGGAUUCUUCAUUUCUCGAGACCGUAUCCCUCCGUACUGGAUCUGGUUCCAUUACGCUUCUCUAGUCAAAUACCCAUACGAAGGUGUUCUCCAAAACGAAUUCCAAGAUCCGACGAAAUGCUUCGUCCGCGGCGUGCAGAUGUUCGACAACACGCCGCUCGCCGCAGUGCCGGAGUCGGUGAAACUGAGACUGUUGAAAAGCAUGAGCGGUGCGUUGGGCAUGAACAUUACGGGCUCAACCUGUGUGACUACUGGCGUGGAUCUGGAGCAGCAAGGAAUCACAGACAUCUCCAAAUGGAACUGUCUCUGGAUCAGUGUUGCCUGGGGGUUUUUCUUUAGGAUUCUGUUUUACUUUGCUUUGUUGUUGGGGAGUAAGAAUAAGAGGAGAUGAAGAUGAUGAUUUCAAAUUUCAAAACUCAGAAAUUCAAAUUCAAACUCCUCUGUGAUUUGUUAAUUCAGAUUCUGGUUUUACCAUCAAGUUCAUGUUUUUCUACGUCAAACGGUAACAUGAAAUUCAUGUAACUCAUCUGCAAUUGUAGUUAUGGAGUAGUUUCUUAACCUCUUCCGCAUUCAUGAACAUGUUGAAUGUGGAUUAUGUUGUUGAAAUUUUACUUAUAUUGUGAAUUCGAGGUUUGAUUAUGUAAUUUGAAUGUA
Messenger RNA from Carica papaya (papaya), 2578 nucleotides. It is a transcript of the gene ABCG2, whose product is annotated as ABC-2 type transporter family protein. Lineage: Eukaryota; Viridiplantae; Streptophyta; Magnoliopsida; Brassicales; Caricaceae. Gene Ontology annotation, biological process: transmembrane transport. The record is from RefSeq and is a predicted model, not a curated record. Gene Ontology annotation, cellular component: membrane. Gene Ontology annotation, molecular function: ATP hydrolysis activity; ATP binding; ABC-type transporter activity.